This is a messenger RNA of Arachis ipaensis, 552 nucleotides long. The record is from RefSeq and is a predicted model, not a curated record. Lineage: Eukaryota; Viridiplantae; Streptophyta; Magnoliopsida; Fabales; Fabaceae.
AUGGGGGACCUUCAUUACUUUCUAGGCAUUCAAGUUAGCAAGACUAAGGGUGGAGGACUAUUACUCAGCCAAGAGAAAUAUGUCAAUGAUUUACUGGGUAAGGCAGGCAUGAUAGGCUGCAAACCUUGUAGAACACCUCUCCCAUCAUCACUAAAAAUCUCUCAGUUUGGUGGUGAUAAGUUUGAUGAACCAGAACUUUAUCGUUCACUGGUAGGCAGUCUUCAGUAUCUCACAGUUACAAGACUAGAGCUUGCUUAUGCUGUAAGCAAAAUCUUUCAGUUCAUGAAUGAAUCUUUGAAUAUCACAACCUAUUGUGAUUUAGACUGGGGGAGAGACCCUGAUGACAGAAAGUUGACUGGUGGUAUAUGUGUUCUCUUAGGAAGCAAUUUAGUUUUUUGGUCAUCUAAGAAGCAGUCUGUGGUAGCCAGAUCAAGCACAGAGGCUGAAUACAGAGCUAUGGCGGAUCUAGUUGCAGAACUAAUUUGGAUCAAGAACCUGCUAAGCGAGUUAAGGGUCACAAUUUCACUCCUACCAUAUACUGUGAUAACCUGA